Molecule: messenger RNA, 7047 nt
Organism: Arvicanthis niloticus (Nile rat)
Lineage: Eukaryota; Metazoa; Chordata; Mammalia; Rodentia; Muridae
Gene: Rest
Product: RE1 silencing transcription factor
Biological process (GO): negative regulation of DNA-templated transcription; positive regulation of transcription by RNA polymerase II; negative regulation of neuron differentiation
Cellular component (GO): nucleus; transcription repressor complex
Molecular function (GO): transcription cis-regulatory region binding; DNA-binding transcription repressor activity, RNA polymerase II-specific
Source: RefSeq, a predicted model, not a curated record
CGGCGGCGCGGGCCGAGUGCGCGGCGCAGCGUCCUGUGCUGGAAUGUGCGGCUCCCGCGAGCUCGCGGCGCAGCAGCAGACCGAGCGCCGCCGAGGCCGCGGGCCCCAGACUCGGGCGGCCGGGACCGCAGCGACGGCAGGACCAGGGCCGGCGGUCUGAUCCCGUUCCGCGAUCGCACACCGGGUCGCUUAGGGCCUCGACGCCCAACUUUUCCCGGCUCUCCCUCCCCUCCCCCGAAAGUCCAGCAACAAAGAAAAGGAGUUGGAGCAGCGGCGGCGACGCGGGGGCGGCGGUCCGUGGCCGCGCAGCUAAGAGGCAUACAGUUAUGGCCACCCAGGUGAUGGGUCAGUCUUCUGGAGGAGGAAGUCUCUUCAACAACAGUGGCAACAUGGGCAUGGCCUUACCCAACGACAUGUAUGACUUGCACGAGCUCUCCAAAGCUGAACUGGCCGCACCUCAGCUCAUCAUGUUAGCCAACGUGGCCUUGACUGGGGAAGUGAGCGGCAGCUGCUGCGACUACCUGGUUGGUGAAGAGAGACAGAUGGCCGAGUUGAUGCCGGUUGGAGACAGCAACUUUUCUGAUAGCGAAGGAGAAGGCCUCGAAGAGUCGGCGGAACUAAAAGGGGACCCCAGUGGGCUGGAAAACGUGGAACUGAGAAGUUUGGAGCUAAGUGCUGUAGAACCCCAGCCUGUAUUUGAACCAUCAGCUGCCCCAGAAAUGUACAGCGCAGCAAAUAAAGACCCCCCUCCUGAAGCACCCGUGGCAGAGGACAAAUGCAGGAAUUUGAAGGCCAAGCCCUUCCGCUGUAAGCCGUGCCAGUACGAGGCGGAGUCUGAAGAGCAGUUCGUACAUCACAUCAGGGUUCACAGUGCUAAGAAGUUUUUUGUGGAGGAAAGUGCAGAGAAACAGGCCAAAGCCAGGGAAUCUGGGUCCUCACCAGCUGAAGAGGGCGAGUUCUCCAAGGGCCCCAUCCGCUGUGAUCGCUGUGGUUACAAUACCAACCGGUACGAUCACUACACAGCACACCUGAAGCACCACCUGAGAGCCGGGGAUAACGAGCGCGUCUACAAGUGCAUCAUCUGCACGUACACCACCGUCAGCGAGUACCACUGGAGGAAGCACCUGAGAAACCACUUUCCCAGGAAAGUCUAUACCUGUAGCAAGUGCAACUAUUUUUCAGACAGAAAAAAUAAUUACGUUCAACAUGUUCGAACUCAUACAGGGGAACGUCCUUAUAAAUGUGAACUUUGUCCUUACUCAAGUUCUCAGAAGACUCAUCUAACUCGACACAUGCGCACUCACUCAGGUGAGAAGCCUUUUAAAUGUGAUCAGUGCAAUUAUGUGGCCUCUAAUCAGCAUGAAGUGACCCGACAUGCAAGACAGGUUCACAACGGGCCGAAACCUCUUAAUUGCCCUCACUGUGACUACAAAACAGCCGAUAGAAGCAACUUCAAAAAACAUGUUGAGCUGCAUGUUAACCCACGGCAGUUCAACUGCCCCGUGUGUGACUACGCAGCUUCCAAGAAGUGUAAUCUACAGUAUCAUUUCAAAUCUAAGCAUCCCACCUGUCCCAGCAAAACGAUGGACGUCUCCAAAGUGAAGCUAAAGAAAACCAAAAAGAAGGAGGCUGACCUGCUUCACACUGUCACCCACGAGAAGACAGAGGCUGAACAAACGAAAACAAAGGGUGAUGUGUGUGGGAAGAAAAAUGAGAAACCCGUGAAAGUCGUGGGAAAAGAUGUUUCAAAAGAGAAGAAGCCUUGUAGCAGUGACUCGGUGGUCCAGGUAACUACUAGAACUCGGAAGUCAGCAGCAGAGACUAAGGCAGCAGAGCUGAGACACCCAGAUGUACAAACAGGAAACAAUCCAGAAAAGUCCUGUAAAGCCAAGAAAAACAAAAGAAAGAUGGAUGCCGAGGCCCAUUCCUCAGAUGAGCCUGUGAAUGAGGGACCAGUGACAAAAAAGAAAAAGAAGACAGAGAGCAAAUCCAGAAACAGUACCGAAGUGCCAAAGGGUGGCAGCAGAGUGGAGGAGAGGAAGGGGGACAAAAAGCAAAGUACUUCUGUUAAAAAAGGUGCAAAGAAGACGACUCUCAAGACUAAGACAAGUAAAAAAGGUGGCAAACUUGCUCGGAAGGGGGUGGGGCAGACAGAACCUCCUUCCUCUACGUUGGCACAAGUUGGGGUGUCUCCAGUCCCUGCACUCCCUCAAGCGGUGGCCACCCUGUCAGGAUCUACUCAGACAGAGCCUCCUUCUCCCAUGGAUACUGCUCAGACAGAGCCUGCUCAGAUGGAGGGCUCCCAGACAGGGCCUCCUCAGGUGGAGCAACCUCUUCCCGGGGAGCCUGCUCCAACGGAGCCAUCUCCUCCUGUGGAGCCUCCUCAGGUAGACCCACCUUCCUGCCAGGAGUCUCCCCAGAGGGAGCCUCCCCCUGCCAUGGAGCUUGCUGAAGUGGAAACAUCUCCAAUGGAGCCUUCCCAGAUGGAACCACCUCCCAAUAUGGAGCCUCCCCCUUCCAAUCUGGAGCCUCCCCCUCCCAUGGAGCUGCCUCAGGUGGAGCCACCUCCUAUGGAGGAUUGUCAGAAAGAGCUGCCUUCUACGGAGCAUGCUCAGACUCAGGUUGCUCAGACAGUCCCUACUCAGGAGGGAUCUGUUCAGGAGGAACCCUCUCCUGUCUCAGAGCCACUUCAAGUCAAGCCAACCAAAAGGUCGUCUCCCCGAAAAGACAGUGCAAAGGAGAAGUGGAACAUGCUGAGUGAGAUGGCACGGCAGGAGCAGGUCCUUAUUGAAGUCGGCCUAGUGCCUGUGAGAGACAGCAAGCUUCGGAGGGCAAGCAAGAGUGCACAGGACCUCCCGGCCCCACCUUCACCGCCGCCAACGGGAAACCAAGAAAUGGUCUCUGAAGGGGAAGGAAAUAAAGUAUCCCCUUUCAAGAAAGUGAGAACAGAGGAAGCCUGUGAGAGUCUAGCUGAGCUCGCUGCUCCCAAGGAGUCCACCAGUGUUUCAUCCUCUGAACAAAACUCACAUGUGCCAGAUGGGGAAACAUUACACAGCAAGUGUCAGGCUGGCUCCACUGGGGUUUGUGAAAUGGAAGUGGACACUGAGCAGAAGACAGACAGUGUCCCUGUGAAAGACUUAGUAGAGCCAGUGUCACCUCUUACUCCAACAGUGGAACGUGAAGCCGAGUCACCAGCUGUAAUGGCUUCCCCUCCUAUCACUUUGGCUGGAAAUGAGUCUCAGGAAAUUGAUGAAGAUGAAGGCAUCCAUAGCCAUGAUGGAAGUGACCUCAGCGACAACAUGUCAGAGGGAAGUGAUGACUCAGGGCUGCACGGGGCCCGGCCAGCGCCACAUGAAACUACAUCAAAAAAUGGAAAGGCAGGGUUGGCUGUUAAAGUAACUGAGGGAGAGUUUGUUUGUAUUUUCUGUGAUCGUUCUUUUAGAAAGGAAAAAGACUAUAGCAAACACCUCAAUCGCCAUUUGGUGAAUGUGUACUUCCUUGAAGAAGCAGCUGAGGAACAGGAGGAGCAGGAGUAGCUGAGCCUCGGGAGAAGCACAGUGUGGACCUUCGUAAGCCUGCCUCUAAUAAUUUUCGUUUGACUGUAGACAAAUGCAAGCUUGCUUUAAUUAGUCUCCAGUGCUGAGUUUUCAGUAAAUAACAUUCUUUUUCUUAGGACUGUACAUCUGUUUAGUGAUUGCUGCAUAAAUCUUAGCACAUCCUAGGGAGUUAAUGUAAGAAAACAGAUCCGUAACUAGUUCGUGCAGUCAGGUGAAAGGAGAGUAAGAUAAGAUGGUGGAACAGGCCAUUUGCGCUGUCUGCCUACAACCUGUCAGGUUUUCUGUUCUUUUCACUGUAGUUCCUAAUUUUUAGUUCCUUCUUUAGAUUGAUAAAAAUUGGCUUAGUAAAUUACUUGAAUUUGCCUGCUUUAUAUAAAUAAAGUUAGCACUUUACAGUUUCUUUAGAGAUGAAAAAAGAGAUUUAAAUUGGAGAGAAAUUCUCAACAUUGGACAUUGUAUCUGUCCAGGUAAUUGCUUCCUAACUUGCUAUCAAUAUUUUGUGUUUAUAUGUUAAUUGUUAUAAAAAGUGAUUUUUUUUUUUUUUGUAUUUUUUUAUUUUGGUGCUUUUCUGGCUUAAGAUGUUGCACAUGGUUCUUGUUUUUGUUUCUUUAACCUAUGCAGUUAAUCUCCCUUGCCCCGAGAAACAGCAUUGUGUUAAGUAGUAACACUCUAUACAUAUAUGCAUGCUUUUUGUUUUUUCCCUUUUUGGAGGGAUACUUUUAGGCUUGUUUGCAAAGAGCCAUUUUCCUUUUCUUUGCUGCAAUAGUCUUUUUUUUUUUGCAGAACAAUAGUGUGUGCAAGUUUAUAAGCAAUGGAACAUGCAGGUUCAAUCCAUUGUUUUGGUUUUUGUUUUGCUUUAUUAUUUUUUUAUUUUAUUUUGAAUUUCACCUCUUAUCUAUGCCGGAAUUAGUUGCAUAUAAGUUAUUUUGAAUGGUAAGGAUAUGUGUAAUUCCACGGCUUUCCAGUCUGAUUUUUUUUGUUGUUGUUGCAGUAAGCCACUAGAUGCAUAUUGAACAAAAUUUGUCUCAAAAAUUAGCCACCAGAGUUACUUUGCUGUUUCUAGCUUAUUACCGAGUGAUCAUCCUCUGAGGAGUUUGCUUCAGUAGAUGGUUGAUGUUGGGAUGCUAUUCUACUGAGUAGAGAACUCCAAGUGAUAUUUGGAAGCAGCAAACCUGCCAUGAGACGUAAUUAUCCUUCAGACUGUAGACUAUCAGUUGUGAGAAAGCCAUUGUGGUCACAUGACUAGUCUAGUUGAAAGUGCUGAGUACCAGCCAGCAGCUGCUGCUGCUGCCAGUCAGUACCGAAAAGGCUGAUGUUAACGAAGUGCAGUCCGGAUUGUCAGCAUCCUAUUUCUCAGGGAUCGCCACAAACUAGUGGGUGUCCUCGCUGUCCCUGUGAGACAGCCUCUGUACAGGAGAGUCCUUAAGUGGAUUGUACCUGUCCUGGUAUUCCUCUUGGGGCACUAUGAGAAACUACAUGUACUCCAGAACGGGUUCUCUGUGUUCUCCAGAGGAUGAAAGUGCCCAACAUGGACUUUUCUUACUGGUAGUAGUAUAUUAAGUGUGAUCCCAGUAGGGAUAUGUGACAUUUUGAUGGAAUAACCUCUGUGUAUUUCAUUUAUUUUACCUGGCGAUCUCUGAGCAGGCUUCAGAUGUUGACAGUUGAUGAACGGUGUUAACAAGCAUUAAUGUGUGGGUGAAGGGCUUGGUGAAAUUCUGAGUGAAGUUUUAGUUCAAGUUGGUUAAACUUGGAAUUGACUGGGAGGCCAAAGAUUUAAAAAGUAGAAGAUUUUCUCAAGACACAAGUUGUGUGAUAAUGGUGUGUGUUUUGUGUGUGUGCAUGAGACUUGGUAAAUGUUGAAUUCUAGGCUCCGACAAUCAUUGUAGUGCAGAUCAGACUGCAAGUAUUUAUGUUUUAAAUUUAAAUUAUAAAGCUAGUUAAGUCUUUCUAACAACUAGUUUUAAUGUUCAUGAGCAGAUUUUGCCUACAUUACCUUUUCAAGAUGUUGAAAAAGAUGCUUCCACAAGCACAGGUUGGAAGCUGGGAGCUGGUUGGUUCUAAGAAGAGGUUUUUGUGGAUUCUUUGUUGCAAAGGAAAACAAUGCCUUCUGGGGAUUGACUAAGUUUUAAUCUAGUCUUUAAGAUUAGAAUUAAAAAAAAAAAAACAAAAACAAAAAUACAAGGGAAAUGAAACCUCAUUAAAUUAGUCUUUAAAAACAUUGUUACCUGAAAUUGAGUGGGACUUUUGAGGGCUUUCUUCCAGAAAACAAGGACUGGGUCCUCAGGCCUAUAUUAGGCCUGACCCUUGGUGCCAUGUAUUUGUACUUAAAAUCAUUUCAGUGGAAAGUAUCUUAGUGAUUGAAACUUGUAGUACAGUUGGGAGUUCUUCCAUUUGAAAACUGAUACUUGCAUGGGAUUGUUUGAAUCUUGUUUUCUGGUCUCUCCCCUUUCCCAUUACUACCCUCAUAGUCUGAAGGUAGAUUUUUCUCUUGAUAAAGGAACACAAAAAUGAACAUCUUACUUGUAAAUCGAUAUCUAGUACCUAGUGGUAAACUUGAAAUGGUAGAAUUCUUUACAGCCUAAUCCUAGGUAGCCUUAGAGAAAUGUAUCAUAAUUAUUUUUUUGAACCUGUAUUCACCUUGUCUUUUCAAGAUAUCUUAAGUUAUAUUUUCUUUUUCAGAGCUGCUUUUUAUUUUGGGGCUACUUUUUUUUUUUAAACUGAGGGGUAAUUCAUAAAAGGCUAUGUUACUUUGAUGAGACCUUUACAACUUUAUCAGAUUGUCUUUUUCUAGUCUUCCAAGGAUGGUCAUUUUGCUUUUUUAGAUUUACUUUUAAAGUCAUGACAUGGCUCCUUCAAAUGGAAAGUAAUGCAAAGUAAAGCCCAUGCUCCCCUCGUCUGCUUCACUCUGAAUGUGGACAACAGAAGAAAUGCCUUGCUGUUAGCACGGAAAUGCUGAAGAAACUCUGCUUUCUUUGCAAAAAAUCAAGGUACAUCUAGGGUUUCCUGGUUGACUGAGCACAUGAGGUGAGCUGAUAGUCUUAGUUCAGAGUGAUCUGAUUGUAUAGAUUUUCAGUCUGUACUGCUGGCUAAGUGUGAUAGCCUCUACAGUUCUGUGUAUGCCCAUAGGCUCCUGUUAGUUACUGAACUCUUAAAACUGGUAUUGUGACAUUACAACAAUGUUUUGCGCCAAUUUUAUAAACCUUUACAGUGCAAUAUGUGUUACUUUUCUAAGGCAAACCAAAGGUAUAUUUCUCAAGGUUCUGCUGCCUUCAGCAGCAUUUGAUGGAGGAUUUUUUUUAUAUACAUUUGUAAUAGAUAGAGAUGAAACAGAUUGCAGUUUGUUUUUUGUUACUUUUUUUUUUUUUUUUUAAAUUGUAAACCAUGUACCAAGUUUCUGGUCAAGAUCGUGUAGGAUAAGUUAAACAUAAUUGCAUUCUAUUAACCAAUAUGAGUGUAUUUCUUAUACAUAUAGUUACAUUGAAAUAAAGUU